Branchiostoma floridae (Florida lancelet) is the source of this 2577-nucleotide messenger RNA. RefSeq names its product zinc finger protein 431-like. The transcript has 3 exons. Gene Ontology annotation, cellular component: nucleus. The coding region runs from base 193 to 2229 and encodes 678 amino acids. Gene Ontology annotation, molecular function: RNA polymerase II transcription regulatory region sequence-specific DNA binding; DNA-binding transcription factor activity, RNA polymerase II-specific. The record is from RefSeq and is a predicted model, not a curated record. NCBI's taxonomy places the organism in Eukaryota, Metazoa, Chordata, Leptocardii, Amphioxiformes, Branchiostomatidae. Gene Ontology annotation, biological process: regulation of transcription by RNA polymerase II.
GAUUGACACCGUGACCUUUGCCGUCCGCCAUCUUGCCUUACCAACUCGUCCUUCGUGAUGAAAAUUUUCCAGAUUUUUCUUAUUCACUCUCCUUCAACGCCGUCUUAAGUCUGAAGCCAGAUUUCAUCCUAGUAAGAGCAGAGAUCGGCCUGCUGUGGGUCUCCCACCGAAGUUCCCCAGCCCAGCUGUCCCAUGAUAACAGAUGAAAUCACAAGAGUGGUAACAGCUGACAAGGACAUAUGCAAGGAGGAGACCAAGAAGGCCGGUGUGGCUGCAGACACACAAGUAGGAGAGUGGAUGUUGGAGUGUGUCCAGGGAGACUACACUGCUGCACAGAAAGAAAUGAUGGACCAACAGAGGGCAACACAUCUUCCAGUGGCAGCAAAUCUGUUCUACAAGUGUGAUCACUGCGAUUUCUCAACGGGUACAAAACAAGAUUUGAAUGCCCACAUUGUGUCAAAACACACCGAUGAGAAACUCUACUUGUGUGGGGAGUGUAGGUACAGGACAGCUAAGAAGUCUGACCUUACAAAACAUAUGAAGAUACAUACAGGGGAGAAGCCGUUCAAGUGUGACCAGUGUAACUACUGCACAGUUUGGAGACAAGACUGGAAAAACCACAUGGUUAGACACACUGGUGAGAAACCCUACAUGUGUGGGAAGUGUGGGUUCAGGACAGAAUACAAGUCUUACCUAUCAAGUCAUAUGAAGAGACAUACAGGAAAGAAACUUUACAAAUGUGACCAGUGUGACUACUGCACAGCUUGGAAACAUGCCUUGAAAAUGCACAUGGCGAAACAUACUGGUGAGAAACCACACAUGGCUAAAAACAGUGGAGAGAAACCUCUCAGGGCUAAACACAUUGGUAGGAAAGCCCACAAGUGUGACCAGUGUGACUACACCACAGCUAAUGAGCAAUACUUCAAAAUCCACAUGGCUAAACACACCGGUGAGAAACCCUACAAGUGUGACCAGUGUAACUACUGCACAGCUUAUAAACAUGCCUUGAAAACCCAUAUGGCAAAACAUACUGGUGAGAAAACCUACAAGUGUGACCAGUGUGACUAUUGCACAGUUUGGAAACAUUGCCUGAAAUCCCACAUCACUAAACAUACUGAUGAGAAACUCUACAAGUGUGACCAAUGUAACUACAGCACAGCUCAUAAACAAGCCUUGAAAACCCAUCAUACUGUGAAACAUACUGAUGGGAAAGUCUACGAGUGUGACCAGUGUGACUACUGCACAGAUUACAAACAUGUCUUGAAAAGGCAUAUGGCUAAACACACUGGCGAGAAAUGCUACAAAUGCGACCAGUGUGAAUACAGCACAGCUUAUAAACAAGCCUUGAAAAUUCACAUGGCUAUACACACUGAUGAAAAACCCUACAAGUGUGACCAGUGUGACUACUGCACAGCUUAUAGACAAGCUUUGACAACCCAUAUUAUGGCUAAACAUACUGGUGAUAAACCCUACAUGUGUGACCGAUGUGGCUACUGCACAUCCCAAAAAACGAACUUGGACAGACAUAUCAUGGCUAAACACACUGGUGAGAGACCCUUCAUGUGUGACCGAUGUGGUUAUUGUGCAAUCCAAAAAAGGACCUUGGACAUGCACAUGGCUAUGCACACUGGUAAGAAACCCUAUAAGUGUGACCAGUGUGACUACUCUACAGCUAGAAAAGAAAACUUGGACAGACACAUGGCUAAACACAGCGAUGAGAAACAUUACAUUUGUGACGAGUGCGGGUUUAAGACAGGAGACAUAAGUGUCCUUUCAACUCAUAUGAGAACACAUACAGGAGAGAAACCGUACAAAUGUGACCAGUGUGACUUCUACACAGCUAGGAAAGGGGACUUGGACAUGCACAAGGUGAAACACCACGGUGAGAAACCCUACAUGUGUGGGGAGUGUGGGUUCAGGACAGCUUACAAAUAUGCCCUAUCAAACCAUAUCAAGAUACACACAGGGGAGAAGCCAUACAGAUGUGACCAGUGUAACUAUUGCACAGCUUGGAGACAAGACUGGAAAAAACACAUGGCUAUACACACCGGUGAGAAACCCUACAAGUGUGAUCAGUGUGACUACUGCACAGCUUAUAAACAAGCCUUGAAAACCCAUAUGGCCAAACAUACUGGUGAGAAACCCUACAUGUGUGGGAAGUGUGGGUUCAGGACAGGUUACAAGUCUGCUCUGAGAAGUCAUAAAAAGGUCUGUUCUAAGAAAUCAUAAUAUUAUGAUGAAAAUUGUUGGGGAAAAGUCGUACAAGUGUGAUCAGUGUGACUAGUGUAUAGCUAUGAAAUGCAUUGCUUGGACAAUGGACAUGCACAAAGUAAAACACACCAGUGAGAAGCCAUUGGCUGACCAAUUUAUGUGGCUGUUCACCAAGUUGGUAAGGUCUACCUCAGGUCAGGAUAUUUUCUGUUUGUUUUAUUAGGAUCUCCAUUAGUGAUAUAUUGCAGUAUGGAAAGUCUCGGAAAUUAUAGAAAUUAAGUUUAGCAUUUCAAUAAGGUAAGAUCUUGAUGCUGUCUGAGCCAAGCUUUCCUAUCAGGUACCAACUAGGGAUGGGUACCGGUACAG